Molecule: messenger RNA, 2441 nt
Organism: Colossoma macropomum (tambaqui)
Lineage: Eukaryota; Metazoa; Chordata; Actinopteri; Characiformes; Serrasalmidae
Gene: nefla
Product: neurofilament, light polypeptide a
Exons: 4
Coding region: 125-2167 (680 amino acids)
Biological process (GO): neurofilament bundle assembly
Cellular component (GO): postsynaptic intermediate filament cytoskeleton; cytoplasm; axon
Molecular function (GO): structural constituent of postsynaptic intermediate filament cytoskeleton
Source: RefSeq, a predicted model, not a curated record
CUUGCGUCAGACCUUCCCUUCCUGGCUAUAUAAGCUGGCGAGACCGCAGCAGCAGCAGCAGAUCAGUUUUUUGUAGGCUGACUGCAGGACGAAGCCUGGGACACAGCACACUGUCCUUGGAGCCAUGAGUGCCGGUUACGACCCCUACUUCUCCUCCUCCUGCUACAAGCGCUGGUAUGUGGAGAGCACCCCACGGGCUCCAGCUCGGAGUCGCUCCCGUACCGUCUAUGCCAGCCACACUUCUCCGCUCUCCUCUGCCCGGCUGCACUAUGCCUCCCCUGGCCGCGCCACCUCCUCCUCGAUGCUGCUGAGCAGCCCGGCCCACUCUGUGGAGCUGGACCUGUGCCAGGCAGCCCAGGUCAGCUCAGAGUUUAGAGCCGUGCGUACCCAGGAGAAGGCCCAGCUGCAGGAGCUCAAUGACCGCUUUGCAGGUUUCAUCGAGCGAGUCCAUGAUCUAGAGCAGCAGAACCGUGCCUUAGAGGCUGAGCUGUUGCUUCUCCGCCAAAGGCAUGGAGAGCCAUCUCGCCUCAGGGCCCUCUACGAGCAAGAGGCCCGAACCCUAAGGGCCGCAGUGGACGAGGCACGCCUGGAGAAGCAGGCCGCACUCAGCCAGAGGGAUCACAUGGAGGAAACCCUGAGAUCACUGCAGGGUCACUACGAGAAGGAAGUCCUGGCCCGUGAAGAUGCAGAGAGAAAGUUGUUGGAGGCCCGAAAGGAGGCGGACGAGGGUGCGUUGUCCCAGGCUGAGCUGGAGAAGAGGGUCAACACCCUUCUGGAUGAGUUGGCCUUCCUUAAAAAGAUCCACGAGAGUGAGAUCUCAGAGCUUCAAGCGCAGGUCCAGUAUGGGGCGCAGAUUGCAGUGGAGACCGAGACGACCAAGCCUGACCUGUCCAGCGCCCUGCGGGACAUCCGUGCUCAGUAUGAAAGGCUGGCUGCCAGAAACAUGCAGGCUGCUGAAGAUUGGUUUAGGGGAAAAGUGGGGCAUCUAACAGAGACCGUGGCCCACCACAGCGAAGCGGUGAGGAACUCCAGGGAUGAAGCAGGCGAGUACCGGCGCCAGCUGCAGGCCUGUGUCCUGGAGAUUGAUGCCUGCAAAAGCCUUAACGACUCUUUGGAGAAACAGCUGAGAGAAGUGGAGGACAAGCAGAGUGCAGAGAUUGCUGCCAUGCAGGAUACAAUCAAUGAGCUAGAAAAUGAACUAAGAGCCACUAAAGGUGAGAUGGCAAGAUAUCUUAAAGAGUACCAGGACCUCCUCAAUGUCAAGAUGGCCCUUGAUAUUGAAAUAGCUGCAUACAGGAAACUCCUAGAGGGUGAGGAAUCACGCUUCAAUGUGGGUGUGGCAGGAGGUUUGGCCAGUGCUUACUCCAUCGGCCCAGCCUACACACGGCCCAUGUUCACUCUGCAGUCCACUGUGAGCUCUGGCGCCCCCUAUCUGCUCAGCUCUCGCGUGAUCAGCUCCACUCUGUCAGCCGAGCCCACAAAGGAGGAAGAAGCAGAGGAAGAAGAGGAAAAGGAGGAGGAAGAAAAGGAAGAAGAGGAAAAGGAGGAGGAAGAAAAGGGUGAAGAGGAGGAAAAGGAGGAAGAGGAGGAAGGAAAAGAGGAAGAAGAGGAGAAAGAAGAAGAAGGUGAAGAGGAGGCUGCCGCUGAGGCUGCAGAGGAGGAAAAAGAGGAAGGAGGUGAAGAGGAGGAAGAGGCUAAAGAGAAAGAGGGUGAGGAAGAGGAAGGAGCAGAGAAAGAAGAAGGAGCUGAGGAGGAGGAGGAGGGUGGUGAGAAAGACGGAGAAGAGGAAGAGGGAGAGAAGGAUGAGGAGAAGGGAGAUGAUAAGGAGGAGGCUGAGGCUGACAAGGCUGAUACUGAGGCAGCAGCAAAACCAGAGAAGGAUGACGCCAAAGAAGCCAAAGAGGAGCCGAAGGCCGAGCCAGAGGCAGCUAAAGAGAAGGAGAAAGCAGAACCUGAGCCAGUUAAAGAGAAAAGUGAGGCAGAACCAGAGCCAGUCAAAGAAAAAGCCAAGGAAGAACCAGAGAAAGCCAAACCCAAAGAGAAGGCCGAGACCGAAAAACCAAAAUCAAAAGAUGAAGGCGAUAAAGCCAAAGAUGAGGCGAAGGAAAGUGCCAAACCAGAACAGGAAAAGAAGAAGGAAGAAGAAAAGCCCAAAGAAAAGAAGUAAAUACUAUGAUUUAGGGCAGAAUAGAAACUUUAACAUGCACUUAUUCACUCUUGGCACUCUGAUGAAGGCGCUAAGUGCAAAAUGCAAUAAUGCAAUAAUGAUGUCUGAAAAUAGAUUCAGCUAUACUUGCUCUGUAAGCAGACUGUAAGUUAUGCAUAAUACAAAUGAAUGAAUGAGUAUUGAAUGUCAUAUGUUAUUUUCUGCUAAUACAGUGUGAAUAAAUGUGGAACUUUGCUGCAAGUGCAAUAAUAAACAUGCCUCUGAAGAAUCAUCA